Molecule: messenger RNA, 765 nt
Organism: Peronospora belbahrii
Lineage: Eukaryota; Oomycota; Peronosporomycetes; Peronosporales; Peronosporaceae
Source: the annotation of a GenBank genome assembly
AUGUCAUCGUUGCAGUCGUUGGCCAAUGCUGGCUACAUGACGUAUUUUCUAGCGGUCAAGUCAGUGCCUAUUGUUGCUAUAGGCUCGUCCAUUGUAUUUGCCAUUUCUCCUUGGCCUACGAUUCUCACCAUUCGCCGUGCACGCAGUACGCUACAGUUCCCAUUUGCUCCAUUCUUCUUUUACUUUGUGCAGAGCAUCAUCUAUACUUUAUAUGGCUGGACUACGAGCAAUCUUGUGGUUGGUGGCACCUCAUUGCUUGGAGUUGUGCUGGGUUUGUACUAUGUGUUGGUAUAUUACAAGUACGCACAUGACAGGACACAGGUCACUAGAAUGCUGACAUCAGCGAUGCUAGUGAUUAUGUUGCUAGCUCAUCAGGUGGCCACACGCUCGCCUGAGGAGACACAGAUCAUAACGGGCAUCCCAGCUAAUAUCUUGUCGGUCUUUACGGCCGCCUCGCCUCUUUUGCAGCUCAAGAAUAUAUUACGACGCAAAGAUGCAUCUUGUUUGCCAUUGGGUAUGUCGUCGAUGAAUGUAGUAGCUGGAACGAUAUGGUCCAUUUACGGAAUCAUGCUGGGCGAUUUGCUGGUCAUCUGUCCCAACUUAUUUGCGCUAACGAUGGGAGUGAUACAAGUGUCGCUCAUCUUACUUUAUCCUGGAGUCAAGGUCAAUAGUAUUGCAGAAGUAGAUGCCAAGUUGCCGCCUCUAACAAAGCCGACCAAGAAAAUUAGUCCUCGUUACAACAAGAAAGUUAAUCGUCCAGAAUGA